This is a messenger RNA of Cyanistes caeruleus (blue tit), 2578 nucleotides long. RefSeq names its product calcium/calmodulin dependent protein kinase IG (gene CAMK1G). The record is from RefSeq and is a predicted model, not a curated record. Lineage: Eukaryota; Metazoa; Chordata; Aves; Passeriformes; Paridae. Gene Ontology annotation, molecular function: protein kinase activity; ATP binding. Gene Ontology annotation, biological process: protein phosphorylation.
GCUGCGCUUGAGCAGGCACUCCCAGGGAGGUUUGGGAAGUCGGAAUAGAGCCAUUGUGUGGGGUAAAACAUCCCCGAGCCGGGGUGUGCAGAUCCAGCCCUGCUCGGGGAUGGUUCCCAUGGCUUUGUGCUGUUUGCAGACUGAGGAGCAUCCCCUUGCCAGGGCUGCAGCUCCUGCUGGGAGUCCCCAUCCCAGCCCCCGGCUCCCAGCGCCAUCCCAAGAGAACGGGGCGGUUUCCCCAGCCUAGGAGCCGUGUGUUUGAUGAAGGCAGAUUCUAUUUGUGUCCACCUGGGCUGUGCCAGUGCCGAGCCGGGCGAGGAGCGGCCGCUGCGCCCCGAGCUCCAUCCCUGAGCCCGCUGGGACCCCCAGCCCUGCUGUGCCAUCCCCGGGGCCCUGGGGGCUCCCUGCUCACCAGCUCCGGGCUCCAUCUCCUCCUCCUCCUCCUCCUCCUCCUCAGCGAGCUCUAAUCCCCGCAGACCGGGAGCUGAGCGCCGGCAGCCAGCAGGAGUUGCUUUGUCUGUGCUGACUGGGCGUUCCCCAGUUCCACUCUGGAGGAGAUGGGGUGCAAGGAAGAGGAUGGCAGCGGCUCCUGGAAGAAGCAGACCAGCAACAUCCGCAAAACCUUCAUCUUCAUGGAGGCCCUGGGAUCAGGUGCCUUCUCUGAAGUUUUCCUGGUGAAGCAGAAAAGCACUGGCAAGCUCUUUGCUCUGAAAUGCAUCAAGAAGUCUCCUCUCAACAGGGACAGCAGCUUGGAGAACGAAAUAGCAGUGCUGAAAAAAAUAAAGCACGAAAACAUUGUGACUUUGGAAGAUAUUUAUGAGAGCACAACCCACUUCUACCUGGUGAUGCAGCUGGUGUCUGGGGGAGAGCUGUUUGACAGGAUCCUGGAGCGGGGCGUUUACACAGAGAAGGAUGCCAGCCUGGUGAUCCACCAGGUGCUGACAGCUGUGAAAUACCUGCACGAGAACGGCAUCGUGCACCGGGACCUGAAGCCUGAGAACCUCCUGUACCUCACCCCCGAGGAGAACUCCAAAAUCAUGAUCACGGAUUUCGGCCUGUCCAAAAUGGAGCAGAACGGGAUCAUGUCCACGGCCUGUGGGACUCCAGGAUAUGUGGCCCCCGAGGUGCUGGCGCAGAAGCCGUACAGCAAAGCCGUGGACUGCUGGUCCAUCGGGGUCAUCACCUACAUCCUCCUCUGUGGGUACCCCCCCUUCUAUGAAGAAACCGAAUCCAAACUCUUUGAGAAGAUUAAAGAAGGCUACUAUGAGUUCGAGUCUCCGUUUUGGGACGAUAUCUCCGAGUCAGCCAAGGACUUCAUCCGGCAUUUACUGGAGAAGAACCCAAGCGCGAGGUUCACCUGUGAGGAGGCCCUGAGGCACCCGUGGAUUAAUGGAAAUACAGCCCUUCACCGUGACAUCUACCCAUCUGUCAGCGCUCAGAUCCAGAAAAACUUCGCAAAGAGCAAAUGGAGGCAAGCCUUCAACGCCGCGGCCGUCGUGCACCACAUGAAGAAGCUGCACAUGAGUGGCCACGGGGCAGCCGAGGGCUCUGUCCCUGUCACUGAGCCCUCAGAGCCCCCCAGGCCCAGCAGCCCCUCGGGGACCCCCCUGCCAGCAGCACCCAGCGAGGACAAGGACACGGCGCAGGGCCCCUCUCAGGGGCACCCAAAGCCACCCAAACCCUCUCAGCCCGAGCAGGACUCGGGAAUGGGGCAGGAAGAGCUGCCAAGCCCCCUGGAGGAAGGAUCCCUGCCCGGGAACAGCAGCCUGGCCCUGCCGGACACCCACAGCCCCCCGGGCAGGAGCUCCUGUGGCUGCAGCCCCUCCUGUGUGGGCCAUGAGAAGACAAAGGUGUCCUCCUGCUCCGAGACAGUGCUGCUGAAAAAAUCUUCAAAAUCCCACAGCCAUUUCAAGUCAGAGGUUCUCGUUCCAAUGAAAACCAGUAAACACUCGUCUCACUGUGGCACUGGGCAAACUGGAGUUUGUUUGAUCAUGUGAUGGAGGCAGCCACAUGGUCAGAGAACCAGAAGGGCUCUUUCACUCUUUUCUGCACUCCAGAGGCAGACACGGCCAGUGUGAGCAGGAAAGGAGGCUCUGCCCCUUCAGCAGCUCUGGAGAGCAGUGUCCAGCUGGGGACAGGGCACAGCAGUGCCAGGAUCCAUCUCUGCUCGGGUGUUUCUGGAUCAUUCCAGCUGGGAGGAGGCGAGGGAAGGCCUGGGGCUCCUGCUCCCACACCCAGUGUACAUUACCAUAGAGCAUCAUCAGUGCUACGAGCUUCUGCUUUCUGUACCCUGCUGAGCUGUCAAGGCACAAAUGCGCUGCACACCAUCCCCAUAAACCAAAGCCAUGCAGAGCUUCUCUCCCGUGGUUCUCACAGCCCUCACCCUCUCCUCGGCCUCGGGGAGUCCCAGGCUUUGGCACUCGAGUUCAGCUGCCCAGGCUGCUCAGCCCUCACUGAGACCAACCUGCAAGAAACCUCCCUGUGUCUGACAAUAACACAGCAAGGUCUGAGCUCCGCUUCCAAGGCUGUGAUUGCACAAUGAACACUUGCUUAAUAAAGCUGAGAUUUGUUUUGUAAA